This is a messenger RNA of Schistosoma intercalatum, 1890 nucleotides long. The record is from the annotation of a GenBank genome assembly. Lineage: Eukaryota; Metazoa; Platyhelminthes; Trematoda; Strigeidida; Schistosomatidae.
AUAAAAACAUGAAAUGAAUUCAUUGUCAACUCUUACUACUUAUUAAUAUCUUUAUCAGUAGUAUAAAUUUGAAGACAUAAUUUAUUAGACUCAUAUUGAAAAACUAAAAAACAAAACAAAAAUUAUGAAUAAACAUACAGAUAAUUAUCAUUAUGGUUAUGAACAAGAAAAAGACCAAUUAGAAACGAUUACAAAUCAAUUAAAUGUUUCAUCAAAUUAUGAAAGAUUACCUUCUCCUUUACCAGUUCAAUCAUCAUUAAAUGAUCAUUGCCAUGAACAUUCAACAGUUAGUUCAAAUAUAGAUAAAAAUGCUAGAAGAAAAUUAAUACUUGCUAGUGGUCUAUGCUUAUUUUUUAUGACAGGUGAAAUAAUCGGUGGUGCAUUAGCUCAUAGUUUGGCUAUUAUGACAGAUGCUGCACAUUUAUUAACGGAUUUUGCUAGUUUCUUAAUCAGUCUAUUAGCUUUAUAUUUAGCAUCAAGACCAUCCACAAAACGUAUGAGUUUUGGAUGGCAUCGUGCUGAGGUUGUCGGUGCAUUGGCAUCUGUUCUAUUAAUUUGGCUUGUUACUGGUAUAUUAGUCUAUUUGGCUGUGAUACGUAUUAUACAUAAUAAUUAUGAAAUCAAUGGUAAAAUUAUGCUUAUUACAUCAGCUACUGGUGUUGGAGUCAAUAUCAUUAUGUUAUUCACAUUACAUAAUCAUGAUCAUAAUCAUAAUUCAUUAAAUGAACAUUCUCAUCAAGAGUUAAAUUCAUUUCCUAUAACUCAUGUUAAUCAUUUAACUAUCAAUAAUCAUUCACAUGAAAUUAAUCAUGAUAUUCAUAAAGAAUUUAAUCGUCCAAAUAUUACUGUACGUGCUGCAUUUAUUCAUGUGAUUGGAGAUUUAUUACAAAGUAUUGGUGUAAUGAUUGCAGCAAUGGUUAUAUAUUUUCAAAAAAUGAUUCAAAUGCACAAGAAAUAUUAAAACAAGCAAAUCAUCUAUUAAAACAACGUUAUUUAGCACAUGAUGUUACAAUACAAUUAGAAUUAUAUGUUAAAGAAAUGGCUGAUUGUUAUCAAUGUAAAGAACCAUCAAAAUAAGUAGUAUAUAAAAAAAAGUAACUAUAUUCACAGUGAUAAUAUUGUACUUCAUCUAUACACUUAUAUUUGAACGAAUUAAAUAUUAUAUAUUCUUUAUUCAAAUGAAUAAUAUCUGAUAUUAUCUUCAUUGUAUUCAAUAGUUUAUUAGAUAACUAAUCUCUAUGAUGAAACUGAAUAUAUAUUUAUCUUUAUAUUCUAUAUUUUUGUUUAGUAAUUUGAUCUACUUAUAAGUAGUAUAAUCAUAUUAACUCAAAAAUUGCCAUUUGAAGUACUUGAUAGAGUAGAUCUUACAAUUAGUAGACUUUGUCUAUAAACUUUAUGAUAAACUUAUAUGAGUUAUAAAGACUGUUAUACAUAGAACUUCCUAAAGUUCUUAUUAUUAUGAUUAUUAUUACUAAUUGAAGUAAUCCAUUCAUGUGAUUCAAUGAAACAAGUAAACACAUUUAACUUUUCUAUUUGUAUCCAUAUUCAUUGAAGAUUAUUGAAUCAUUUUCAUGAUUGAAUUAUAUCCAUCAAUCUAUUGAAUGAUUAUGUAAUAACUUUAAUUUUAUUUUAACAAAUCAUGACAGACUACUUAUUUAUUUAGCUUGUUAUAUUACUUAUUUCAUUAAGGUGUAUAUCUCUAUAUAGACAGAUAGAUAGAUAGAGAUAUAAUGACUGAAGUAUAUUGUGCAUUUAUGAUGAUUAUGUUCCCUUUCACAAUGAUGAUGUAACUGUUUCCAAUCAUUUGAAUGAAAGAUUCAUAUUGUUUUAAUCAAGUUAUUUAAGGUUAGAUUUGAUGAAUGAUUUCAUAUAAACACAUUUCAUUAUAGA